Zingiber officinale is the source of this 732-nucleotide messenger RNA. RefSeq lists its product as uncharacterized. Lineage: Eukaryota; Viridiplantae; Streptophyta; Magnoliopsida; Zingiberales; Zingiberaceae. Gene Ontology annotation, molecular function: protein binding. The record is from RefSeq and is a predicted model, not a curated record. The transcript has 2 exons. The coding region runs from base 1 to 519 and encodes 172 amino acids.
AUGGAACACACGGAGCUUUCUCUUGGCCAGCCUCAGUCAAUCUCGACUGAGGAAACAGAUCCAAUUUCCACGACGAAGAGGAAGCAACAAUCAAUAUGGAGUAAUCCAGUGAACCAGAGUGGUAACAUUGACCUCCAGCUCGAUGAUCCCCUGCCACUAGAUUGGGAGCAAUGCUUAGAUUUGGAAUCAGGAAACAUGUAUUACCUGAACAGGAGGACCAUGAAAAAAAGAUGGAUGAGGCCAAAAGAGCGAAGCAUGGACUUGGAUCUUAACAUCUCAGUGUUUCCAUUCUCAGAAGGAAAGACAACAUACACAGCUCAGGAAAUGAAGAAGCAAUGCAGUUCAAGUAGCAACAUGGUGGCAUUAGUCUGUGUUCAUUGCCAUCUUCUCGUCAUGAUGUUCAAAUCUUCACCACACUGUCCAAAUUGCAACUACCUGCACUCGCUGCCAUUGCAAGAUGUGUCUCAUCAUAAUCUAGAGGCUGCAAAGCCAUUGGAAACUCUGAACCUCCUUCAUUAAUUGUGUUAAAGAUGUGAGUUGAGCAUUUAGGUUGGUAGAAAAAUAUAAUAGUAGUGGUUUGAAGCCAAUGCGAUAAAAUGAAAUCAACUUCAUAAUCAAAUGCUUGUUGAUGGGCCAUCUUUUCAUUAAAUGAAGAGGAGGUGUACCUUGUGAUAUGAAAAGCUUCGACUGUACUAUCAUAAAAUGAUAUAAAUGCUGUUUGGUUUCGGUUGA